This is a messenger RNA of Pteropus alecto (black flying fox), 4318 nucleotides long. RefSeq names its product DExH-box helicase 9 (gene DHX9). Gene Ontology annotation, biological process: positive regulation of transcription by RNA polymerase II; regulation of mRNA processing. Lineage: Eukaryota; Metazoa; Chordata; Mammalia; Chiroptera; Pteropodidae. Gene Ontology annotation, molecular function: double-stranded RNA binding; ATP binding; 3'-5' DNA helicase activity. The record is from RefSeq and is a predicted model, not a curated record. Bases 171 to 4013 code for a protein of 1280 amino acids. Gene Ontology annotation, cellular component: ribonucleoprotein complex; nucleolus; intracellular anatomical structure. The transcript is spliced from 28 exons.
GCCCCCUGGCGCCGCCGCCGCCGGAGCCAUUUCGCCGCGGCCGCUUCGAUGCAAGUUGCGGUGCGCUUGCCGGGCGUCCCCGAGGAAGGCCGGAGUCACGGACGGUCCUAAGAGGGCUGCGCUCCCGGGCACCAGGCAGCGGAGGCCGGUCUGAAAAAAACAUUUGAAUCAUGGGUGAUGUUAAAAAUUUUCUGUAUGCCUGGUGUGGCAAAAGGAAGAUGACACCAACCUAUGAGAUUAGAGCAGUGGGGAACAAAAACAGGCAGAAAUUCAUGUGUGAGGUUCGAGUGGAAGGAUAUAAUUACAUUGGCAUGGGCAAUUCCACCAAUAAAAAAGAUGCACAGAGCAAUGCUGCCAGAGAUUUCGUUAACUAUUUGGUUCGAAUAAAUGAAGUAAAGAGUGAAGAAGUCCCAGCUAUUGGGGUAGCACCCCCUCUGCCCCACCUUACCGAUUCACCUGACACCACAGGAAAUACUGGUGAAGGUUUACCAACCACCAUGGGAGGACCUCUUCCUCCACAUCUGGCUCUCAAGACAGAAAAUAAUGGCGGAGUUGGGGCCUCUGGCUAUGGUGCUUCUGGGCCUACGUGGGAUCGAGGAGCCAACUUGAAGGAUUAUUACUCAAGAAAGGAAGAACAGGAAGUACAGGCGACUCUAGAAUCAGAAGAAGUGGAUUUAAAUGCUGGGCUUCACGGGAACUGGACCUUGGAAAAUGCUAAGGCUCGUCUAAACCAAUAUUUCCAAAAAGAAAAGAUCCAAGGAGAAUAUAAGUACACCCAAGUGGGUCCUGAUCACAACAGGAGCUUUAUUGCAGAAAUGACCAUUUAUAUCAAGCAACUGGGCAGAAGGAUUUUUGCACGUGAACAUGGAUCAAAUAAAAAACUGGCAGCACAGUCCUGUGCCCUGUCACUUGUCAGACAGCUCUACCAUCUUGGAGUGAUUGAAGCGUACUCUGGACUUACAAAGAAGAAAGAAGGAGAGACAGUGGAGCCUUACAAAGUCAACCUCUCUCAAGAUUUAGAGCAUCAGCUGCAAAACAUCAUUCAAGAGCUAAAUCUUGAGAUCAUGCCCCCACCUGAUGAUCCUUCGGUGCCUGUUGUACUCAACCUUGGCAAAUUGGCUCACUUUGAGCCAUCUCAGCGACAAAGCCAAAUGGGUGUGGUUCCUUGGUCACCUCCUCAAUCCAACUGGAAUCCUUGGACUAGCAGCAACAUCGAUGAGGGGCCCCUGGCUUAUGCUACACCAGAACAAAUAAGCAGGGAUCUCAAGAAUGAAUUAAUGUACCAGUUGGACCAGGAUCAUGAUUUGCAAGCUAUUUUGCAGGAGAGAGAGUUACUGCCUGUGAAGAAAUUUGAAAGUGAAAUCCUGGAAGCAAUUAGUCAAAAUUCAGUUGUCAUUAUCCGAGGUGCUACUGGAUGUGGUAAAACCACACAAGUUCCUCAGUUUAUCCUAGAUGACUUCAUCCAGAAUGACCGAGCAGCAGAGUGUAAUAUUGUAGUUACUCAGCCCAGGAGAAUCAGUGCAGUUUCUGUGGCAGAGCGCGUUGCGUAUGAGAGAGGAGAAGAGCCUGGGAAAAGCUGUGGCUAUAGUGUUCGGUUUGAGUCUAUACUUCCCCGCCCUCAUGCCAGUAUAAUGUUUUGUACUGUAGGUGUGCUCCUAAGAAAAUUAGAAGCAGGCAUUCGAGGAAUCAGUCAUGUAAUUGUAGAUGAAAUACAUGAAAGAGACAUAAAUACAGACUUCCUUUUGGUCGUGCUGCGUGAUGUGGUUCAGGCUUAUCCUGAAGUCCGCAUUGUUCUCAUGUCUGCUACUAUUGAUACCAGCAUGUUCUGUGAAUAUUUCUUCAGUUGCCCCAUCAUCGAAGUUUAUGGGAGGACUUACCCAGUUCAAGAAUAUUUUUUGGAAGACUGUAUUCAGAUGACCCACUUUGUUCCUCCACCAAAGGACAAGAAGAAGAAGGAUAAGGACGAUGAUGGCGGUGAGGAUGAUGAUGCAAAUUGCAACCUGAUCUGUGGUGAUGAAUACGGUCCAGAAACAAAGAUGAGCAUGGCUCAACUGAAUGAAAAAGAAACUCCUUUUGAACUCAUUGAGGCUCUGCUGAAGUACAUUGAGACCCUCAAUGUCCCUGGAGCCGUAUUGGUCUUUUUGCCCGGUUGGAAUUUGAUUUACACCAUGCAGAAGCAUUUGGAGAUGAAUCCACAUUUUGGAAGUCAUAGGUAUCAGAUUCUACCUCUGCAUUCUCAGAUUCCUCGAGAAGAACAGCGUAAAGUAUUUGAUCCAGUACCGGGUGGAGUAACCAAGGUUAUUUUGUCCACAAAUAUUGCUGAGACAAGCAUUACCAUAAAUGAUGUUGUUUAUGUCAUUGACUCCUGCAAGCAGAAAGUAAAGCUGUUCACUGCUCACAACAAUAUGACCAACUAUGCUACAGUAUGGGCGUCCAAAACGAACCUCGAGCAGCGGAAAGGACGAGCUGGCCGUGUACGGCCUGGGUUCUGCUUUCACCUCUGUAGCCGAGCUCGUUUUGAGAAACUCGAAACCCACAUGACACCAGAGAUGUUCCGGACACCGUUGCAUGAAAUCGCUUUGAGCAUAAAACUUCUGCGUUUGGGAGGAAUUGGCCAAUUCUUGGCCAAGGCAAUUGAACCUCCACCUUUGGAUGCUGUGAUUGAAGCAGAGCACACUCUUAGAGAGCUUGAUGCACUGGAUUCCAAUGAUGAGUUGACUCCUCUGGGACGAAUCCUAGCUAAACUCCCCAUUGAGCCUCGUCUUGGCAAAAUGAUGAUAAUGGGGUGUAUUUUCUAUGUGGGUGAUGCUGUCUGUACCAUCUCCGCUGCCACCUGCUUCCCAGAGCCUUUCAUCAGUGAAGGAAAGCGACUGGGUUAUAUCCAUCGAAAUUUUGCUGGAAACAGGUUUUCUGAUCACGUGGCCCUUUUAUCAGUAUUCCAAGCGUGGGAUGAUGCUAGAAUGGGUGGAGAAGAAGCAGAGAUACGUUUUUGUGAGCACAAAAGACUCAAUAUGGCUACACUGAGAAUGACUUGGGAAGCCAAAGUUCAGCUCAAAGAGAUUCUGAUCAAUUCUGGAUUUCCAGAAGAUUGUUUGUUGACACAAGUGUUUACUAACACUGGACCAGAUAAUAAUUUGGAUGUUGUUAUCUCUCUUCUGGCCUUUGGUGUGUACCCCAAUGUGUGUUAUCAUAAGGAAAAGAGAAAGAUUCUCACCACUGAAGGGCGUAAUGCACUUAUCCACAAGUCAUCUGUUAAUUGUCCUUUUAGCAGCCAAGACAUGAAGUACCCAUCUCCCUUCUUUGUAUUUGGUGAAAAGAUUCGAACCCGGGCCAUCUCCGCUAAAGGCAUGACCUUAGUCACUCCCCUGCAGCUGCUUCUCUUCGCCUCCAAGAAGGUCCAGUCAGAUGGGCAGAUUGUGCUCGUAGAUGACUGGAUCAAACUACAAAUAUCUCAUGAAGCUGCUGCCUGUAUCACUGCUCUCCGGGCAGCCAUGGAGGCUCUGGUUGUUGAAGUAACCCAACAGCCCGACAUGAUCAGCCAGCUGGACCCCGUUAAUGAACGUAUGCUGAACACGAUCCGCCAGAUCUCUCGGCCGUCCGCUGCUGGUAUCAACCUUAUGACUGGCAGUACACGGUAUGGAGAUGGUCCACGUCCUCCCAAGAUGGCCCGAUAUGACAAUGGAAGUGGAUAUAGAAGGGGAGGUUCUAGUUAUGGCGGUGGAGGCUAUGGCAGCGGAGGCUACGGAGGUGGCGGAGGCUAUGGUAGUAGUGGAGGCUACGGUGGCAGCGGCUAUGGUGGUGGCUCCAACUCCUAUCGGGGAGGCUAUGGUAGAGGUGGUGGCAGAGGCUAUAGAGGCGGCUCCCGAGGUGGCUAUAGAGGCAGCGCGGGAGGAGACUACAGAGGGUCUAGUGGAGGAGGCUACAGAGGGUCUGGGGGAUUCCCGCGCGGAGGUGGCCGAGGGGGCUAUGGGAGCGGCUACUCUGCUCAAGGAAGAGGAGGUGGCGGCUAUUAAGGCUUGGUUAUGUCGGUGCCUAUGCAUAGACCAUAGAAAACAACGCAUGAUACCUAUCUUCCCAAGUUUACAUGCUGCUGACCGGUAAACCUAUUUUUCACCCAUUCUGUGGUUCAGUGUGGUUUAAGGAAACCAAGCAUAUAGAUACAUUAGUGAUUUUGUUUAUAUUAUGUAAAAUAAUGAUCUAUUAUAAAAGUACCACAGUUUGUAUUUUUUCUUUAAGGAGUAAAGAUUUGCUUUUAAAAUUGACUUGAUAUUUUCUUGGCUGUAGUUUAAUACAAUAGGAAAUAAAAUAUUACACUGAA